Messenger RNA from Neltuma alba, 1874 nucleotides. RefSeq lists its product as uncharacterized. The record is from RefSeq and is a predicted model, not a curated record. NCBI's taxonomy places the organism in Eukaryota, Viridiplantae, Streptophyta, Magnoliopsida, Fabales, Fabaceae. The coding region runs from base 360 to 1637 and encodes 425 amino acids. The transcript has 2 exons.
CGGAAGGUCAUCUAAUUAGGUGUGAGUUACGAGAGAGAAGCUCAAUAAGGAGGAGGGAGAAUAUUCACAACCUGAGCGUUCCCAUGGAGGAGCUUCAGAUUCAGAUGUUGGUAGCCGAACUGAGCGACGACGUUUCGUCGUGCCAAUCGCCAACCAACCAGCCAAGUUUCUACCUGCCAUCGUCGUACCAAUAGAUAAAAAACUCGGGGCAGGCGAUGCGCCCCCAAUUUUUCUUCUCUUGUGCGUCUCAACUUUCUAGAAUUAUAUUGCUUACAUAUAUUAUAUAUAUACGUGAUUUGCUUGAUUCCCCUUUUGAGGGCGAAUGAGAAUGCAUAAAUUAAGAGAAAAGUGAAUCAGAGAUGCUAGGGAGUCCCAAAAAGAUAGCCAUGCCCUUUGCCAAAUGGGUUUCUUAUCUUGAUUGGCGUUGGCUGCUGUUUAUAGUUUCUCCUCUCUUUCUCUUCUUCUUCUUCUUCGUUUCUUCUUUCCCUUCUCCUCCUUUCAGUUCUUUUUCGCCUCUCCGGCACUUUCUUAUCCCUCCUGCCUUUCAAGGCAAUUCCACCGUCAAUGGGGAUUUUUUGUCCAAGGACGAGAUGGUGCUGCGGUCCAGAAUAGCGGUGUGUUUGGUUGGUGGGGCUAGGAGGUUUGAGCUCACUGGACCCUCAAUUAUCGACAACAUUCUGAAGCGAUAUCCCAACUCGGACCUGUUCUUGCACAGUCCACUCGACAAAGAUGCUUUCAAGUUCUCUCUCUUGAAGAAUGCGCCCAGGGUUGCUUCUGUGCGCAUCUUCCAGCCUCAGCCCUUGCCGGAGACCGAAUCUGAGACUCGAGUUCUUACGGCGCUCCAUUCUCCCAACGCCAUCCAGGGACUAAUUCAGUAUUUCAAUCUAGUCGAAGGAUGUCUCACGAUGAUAAAAAGUUACGAGGCGAAGAAAAUUUUGAAAUAUGACUGGAUAGUCCGAACAAGAGUGGACGGGUACUGGAAUCGUCCGCUGAAACCAGAACACUUCAUCGCCGGUCGGUACGUGGUGCCGGAGGGAUCUUCGUACGGAGGGCUAAAUGAUCGGUUAGGGAUUGGAGAUCAGAAUACAUCAAAUGUGGCCCUGUCACGUCUCUCGCUGAUACCGGCUUUAGAUUCCGCCGGAUUACAAGGUCUCAAUUCAGAGACAGCCUUCAAAGCGCAGCUGACCACGCAAGGGGUUUCAUACGCGACGAAGAGGCUCCCUUUCUGCAUCGUUUCGGAUCGGAGGUAUGAUUUCCCGCCGGGCGAGUUCGGCGUGCCGGUGGCUGCGUUAUCGAGCCCCGGUCCUUUGAGCGGAGCGAAAUGCCGGCCCUGCAGGGCGGCUUGUAAAGAGGAAUGCGUGGGGAGAGCGAUGUCGGUGUUGAACAGAGGAUGGAGCUGGACCCGUUGGGAUAACGGAAGCCUCCGUCUCUGUAACGCUUCGGGAGCCUGGGAAGAUGGAUGGGAGAGGCUAUUCGAUAAAGUCGCCGGUAAAAAAUUUGCGGGGGCGAGGAGGCGAAUUCAAACUAUGAGACUAGAAGAUUGCCUUCGAGAUUUCAAACAACUCAAAAAACGGGCAGUCACGUGGGACGCGCCGCCGGCGACUGACAUAUGUAAGUUGGGUUUGGCCCACCCAUAAGCGUAGAUAGAGUAAUCUUCUUUCUCUUCCUCCUCGUGUAAAAUUAUUUACGAGUAAUUUCUUGCAUUUAGAAAAUCAGAAGCCGUACGUAAUGACGGCCGUGAGAUGUGUUUUACAUUUUGGCUGCUCUUUGCUGCGCUUGUUAAUCUCUGAAUCAAUUCAUUGAAACCCAGGAAACGCUAAAUGGUAAACAUUGAUUGAUUGAAUGUACAGGGUUGGCCUUGUCGAUGGUUAAAA